Trypanosoma brucei brucei TREU927 is the source of this 597-nucleotide messenger RNA. RefSeq lists its product as hypothetical. The transcript has a single exon. The record is from RefSeq and is a predicted model, not a curated record. Lineage: Eukaryota; Euglenozoa; Kinetoplastea; Trypanosomatida; Trypanosomatidae. Bases 1 to 597 code for a protein of 198 amino acids.
AUGCGACGCCUGGGCGUGUUUUGCCGUGGGCAGCGGAACUCUCCAUUGCUUACGCGCGGCAUCGCUACAGGUGGGCGCGUGACUAAUGAGGACCGGCGCUGGUGGCUUGUACACCUUGAAUGUGCGCCCGAUGUAACGCCUGGCACCUUCAUCGCAUGGCUUGACUGCUGUGGAACUCAUACGUGCAAGAAGCUAAUCGAGCGAAAUAUAUGGACCAUUGAGCAGGUCGCCGCACUAGACUCUGAUCAGGUCGAUGAACUGAAGUAUAGAGAAGGUUGCCUCAAAAUGGAUGUGGUGUGGGAGCACGCCCGUACAAUUAUUACACCGCUCCGACAACGCGAGGUUACUGGAGGUGUGGAAUCGGAAUUGCAGGGCCGAAUCAUGGAACUGCGCAAGAAGCGGGAGCUGGAGCGACGGCGAGAGGAGAUUCUGAAGGAGCGUGCAAACGUCUCAGAGCAACGGGAAGAGACACUCAGGAAGUUGCGCGAGGCGAUCGCAGCGAAGAAGGCUGCUAUGCUGCAGAAAAAGCAGGCGGCGUCGGAGGCAUAUGGUGGAAGUAGCGACGGUGGCGCCAGGAAAGAGGGGGCUGAAGAGUAA